Messenger RNA from Topomyia yanbarensis, 2958 nucleotides. RefSeq lists its product as uncharacterized. Lineage: Eukaryota; Metazoa; Arthropoda; Insecta; Diptera; Culicidae. Gene Ontology annotation, molecular function: nucleic acid binding; zinc ion binding. Bases 1 to 2958 code for a protein of 985 amino acids. The record is from RefSeq and is a predicted model, not a curated record. The transcript has a single exon.
AUGUCGGCGGUAGAGCGGAAACUGCGUGGGUUGAAAAACCGAAAACGCAGUAUAAUAACAUCAUUCACAUGCAUUACGUCCUUCGUCAACAACUUCCAAUCAGAGCGAGAUGCAAUCGAGGUUCCGGUCCGUUUAGAGAAUUUUGUGGCGUUGUGGAAUGAAUUCAACGAGGUACAGGCCGAAUUGGAGAGCAUGGAGGAAUCUGAGGAGACUAUGGAGUCAUACCUGAAGGAACGAACAGAAUUCGAGAAGGCAUACUACCGUGUUAAGGGUAAGCUGCUGCUUUACAAUAAACCCAACACAGAUUCUCAAGACUCUCAGCGUCGGCUUCAGGAGCCAUCCUCGCAAAUGCCCCACAUAAAAUUGCCCGAUGUGCGGCUGCCUGUAUUUAGUGGAGAUUACGAAACAUGGCUCAAUUUCCACGACCUUUUCCUAUCACUCGUUCACUCCUCAGCGCACUUAUCUACAAUCCAAAAAUUUUACUAUUUGCGUUCCUCUCUGGCGGGCGAGGCGCUCAAAUUGAUACAAACAAUUCCCAUCUGCAAUGAACAAUACCCGGUGGCGUGGAAAAUGCUUGAAGACCACUUUUCAAAUCCUCGUCGACUAAAACGCACUUACGUGCAGUCCCUAUUCGACUUCCCAUGCAUGAAGCGAGAAACGGCUUCAGAGUUACAUUCACUCAUCGAAAAAUUUGAAGCUAACGUGAAAAUUUGCAAGCAACUUGGAGAGCGCACCGAGCACUGGGACGUAUUGCUUAUUCAUUUACUCAGCACUCGUUUGGAUACGGUUACAAGGAGAGAUUGGGAGGAGUAUGCUGAGAUGAAUCAAACUACGAAGUUCAGCCAGUUGAUCGAGUUUCUUCAACGCCGAGUGAAUGUUUUGCAAACGGUAGUCUAUAAAUCUGGAGAGACACAACAACAGCCGUCAGCUGUAAAAAAGCCAGUCAUGCAACGUUCUGGAUAUUAUGGAUCAGUACAAGGCAACUCGAGUGGCUGCAUAGCGUGUUCAGGUCCACAUUCCCUCUAUCAAUGCGAAACAUUUUCAAACUACGCCACACACGAGAAAGAGCAAUUUGUGCGUCGGAACCAGUUGUGUAGGAAUUGCUUACGUAGAGGACAUAUGGCGAAGGAUUGUAGUUCGGAAAGUAGCUGUCGAAAAUGCCGUGGUCGUCACCAUACCCAGCUAUGUACAAUCCAGAGAAGUAGUCAAGCAGCUUCGAUUCCUUUACAACUAGAACACUCAAAUUCAACAACGUUACCUACCAACCAAGGCACAGUUUCUUCUACACCAGCUGCACACACGGGGGUAACAAGUUGCAAAGCGCAUGGUGAAGGUACGAGCAAGAUUUUGUUGGCAACAGCUAUUAUUAUUCUAAUAGAUGACAACGGGCAUGAGCACCCAGUUCGUGCGCUGCUGGAUUCGGGAAGCGAAUGUUGUUUUGCCAGCGAGAGAGUCAGUCAGCGAAUGGCUGUUCGUCGCAACAAGGUAGAUCUUCCAAUUGCGGGCAUAGGACAAUCGUCAACGCAAGUACGGUUCAAAUUUCGCUCGACAUUGAAGUCUCGGAUUACGGCAUAUACGGAUGUGGUUGAUCUGUUUGUCCUCCCAAAGGUGACAAUCGAAUUACCUUCCCUUGCCAUUAACACAUCUUCUUGGGCCAUACCGACAGGAAUUCAGCUUGCGGACCCUUCCUUUUACGAACCAGCUGCGAUUGAUGUCGUAUUAGGUGCAGAAGUAUUUUUCGACCUUUUUACAGUGGCAGGUCGAAUUCCUUUGGGGGAUUCUUUACCAUGUCUCGUUAAUUCUGUGUUUAGCUGGGUUGUUUCUGGAAGGACGGCAUUAGCAACCGAUCAUACACCUGUGACAUGCAACGUCGCUACCAUGUCAGAUAUACAUCGUUCCAUGGAAAGAUUCUGGACUAUUGAAGAUGAUACAUCGCCAGCGUAUUCACCGCAGGAAACAUUCUGUGAGCAAUAUUUCCGCGAUACAGUUACCCGUGAUACCGACGGUCGAUAUUGUGUUAGAUUGCCAUUAAAAAGAGAAAAUUUAAGCAAUUUGGGAGAUAACAAGAUCACCGCAUUCCAUAGAUUUCGUCUCAUUGAGCGCCGAUUGAGCCGAGACGUUAAGCUUGCCGACGAGUAUCGAGGAUUCAUGGAGGAGUAUGUACAACUCGGUCAUAUGGAACUAAUCAGUGAAGCUCAAGCUGAGAUACAGCCAUCCUUUUUUCUUCCCCAUCAUCCCGUCAUUCGAGAAGAAAGCAGCACUACCAAGGUUCGGGUCGUGUUUGACGGUUCUUGCAAGAGUGCAACAGGCCUCUCGUUAAAUGACGUCAUGCUGGUAGGUCCAAUAAUCCAAGAAGACCUGCGCUCCAUAGUCAUGCGAUCUUGCCUACAUCCGAUAAUGUUGAUCGCUGAUGUCGCAAAAAUGUUUCGGCAAAUUCGACUGCACCCCGAAGACACUCCGUUGCAGAGAAUAUUUUGGCGAUUUUCACCAUCUGAGCCAGUUAGCAUGUAUGAAUUGAAGACAGUUACGUACGGCACCGCUUCAGCACCGUACUUGGCCACCCGCGUUCUUCAACAGCUACCAAAUGAUGAGCAGCAAAACUAUCCCGUUGCAGCCAAAGCCACCAGCGAAGAUUUUUAUGUGGAUGACUUUCUCUCAGGUGCUAAGACUGUUGAGGAGGCAGUUGAACUGCGUGUUCAGAUGGAAGCAAUGUUCGACUCAGCAGGUUUAAAGCUUCGUAAAUGGGCCAGUAACUCGUCUGCUGCCCUAAUGGAUGUACCAGAAGAGGAUCGAGCACUGCAACAGACCAUCGAGUUCAGUAUGGAUCAAACCAUCAAAUCACUAGGAUUGCAUUGGGAGCCGCAUACAGAUCGUCUGAAAUAUAGGAUCGAAACACCCUGCUUUGAACCUUCCAAGACAGUAACGCUCUGCACUCUCCUGCAUAGCAAAAUUAUUUGA